CUGGCGUUGCUCGGAGCGUGGUGCAUCCCCGCAAAUGAAGUGAACCUGCUGGAUUCUCGCUCUGUGAUGGGAGACUUGGGAUGGGUGGCCUACCCUAAGAAUGGGUGGGAAGAAAUAGGAGAAGUCGACGAGGACUAUGCCCCCAUCCACACCUACCAAGUUUGCCGGGUGAUGGAGCAGAACCAGAACAACUGGCUCCAUACCAACUGGAUACUGACUGAGGGCGCCCAGCGGGUCUUCAUCGAGCUCAAGUUCACCUUGAGAGACUGCAACAGCCUACCUGGGGGGGUCGGCACCUGCAAGGAGACUUUUAACAUGUAUUACUACGAAACCAACGGGGAUGAGGAGGAAAUGGAGGAAGGGGAGAUGAGAGACGGGACGGAGAUGACGGAGGAGGAGGACAGGGUGAUGAAGGAAAGCAGAUACAUCAAAAUAGACACCAUAGCGGCUGAUGAGAGCUUCACCGAGCUGGACCUAGGGGACCGCGUGAUGAAGCUCAACACUGAAGUCCGCGAUUUAGGCCCUUUGACCCGGAAGGGCUUCUAUUUGGCAUUUCAGGAUUUGGGGGCCUGUAUUGCUCUGGUCUCAGUGCGAGUUUUCUACAAACGCUGCCCGUUUCUAGUGAAAAGUCUGGCCGAGUUCCCCGACACCAUCCCCGGCUCUGAGGCCUCACAGCUGGUGGAGGUGGUCGGCCGCUGCGUCAAUAACUCCCUGCCUUUAUAUGAGCCUCCCAGGAUGCACUGCAGCACAGAAGGGGAGUGGCUAGUGCCCAUCGGGAAGUGCGUGUGUCAGCCAGGGUUUGAGGAAAUCAACGGAUCCUGUCAAGAAAACAAAAUGCAUUUUAUAAAACAACAUGCAUGCUCAGGGGCACCAGCCAAUUUGCAGUGCAGGGUGGGGUUUUACCGCUCGCUGCUGGAGUCCUUGGCCUGCAGUAAAUGUCCGCCCCACAGUGUGGCCAGGCAGAUGGGAGCCACUGCUUGCAGCUGUGAGGAUGGUUACUAUAAGACUGACUCCGACCCUCCCAAUAUGGCCUGCACACGCCCUCCUUCUGGUCCUCGUAAUGCCAUCUCCAACGUCAAUGAGACAAGCGUCUUCCUGGAGUGGUCUGUUCCUAUGGAGACAGGUGGCAGGAAGGAUGUGCGUUACAACAUCCUUUGCAGACGGGUCUUGCCAGAUGGAAGGGGUUUGGAAGAAUGUGGCCCCAAUGUUCGCUUUCUGCCACGUCGUGUUGGCCUGUCAAACACCUCUGUGAUGGUGGCCGACCUGCAGUCACACACCAACUACAGCUUCCUGCUGGAAGCUGUCAACGGGGUGUCAGAGCUAGCCAAAGACCACGCCAAGCAGUAUGUGUCACUUAAUGUGACAACCAAUCAGGCAGUGAAUCUUGCAUUAUCACCCUCCCCAGUGAGUGUGGUGAGAAAAGGUCAUACUGGAAAGAGCAGCAUCGCCCUUUCUUGGGCAGAGCCUGAUCGUCCCAACGGCAUUAUCCUGGAGUACGAGAUCAAGUAUUUCGAAAAGGAGCAGGACUCCAGUUACACUAUAAUAAAAUCCAAGGAGACCGAGAUGGUGGUGGAAGGCCUGAAGCCCUCUUCAGCCUACAUCUUCCAGGUGCGAGCCAGAACCUCAGCAGGCUAUGGUGCAUUUAGCCGCCGUUUUGAAUUCCAGACCAGCCCUUACUUAACAGCUACCAGCGAGCGUGCUCAGGCUUCCAUAGUAGCGGUAGCCAUCACGUUGGCUCUGGUCCUCCUGGCAGUAGUUGCUGGAUUCCUGCUCAGCGGACGGCGGUGUGGCUACAGCAAAGCAAAACAGGAUCCUGAAGAGGAGAAGAUGCACUUCCACAAUGGUCACAUAAAGUUCCCAGGGGUGCGUACCUACAUCGACCCCCUCACAUAUGAAGACCCUAACCAGGCAGUGCAUGAAUUUGCCCAGGAGAUUGACGUCUCGUUCAUCUCCAUAGAACGAAUCAUCGGAGCUGGUGAGUCAACUCUGUUCAAGCUUUGUCUGUUUGCCUCAGGGGAGUUUGGCGAGGUGUGCAGUGGACCGCUGAGGCUGCCGGGGAAAAGAGAGAUCCAGGUUGCCAUCAAGACCUUGAAAGCAGGCUACACGGAGCAGCAGAGACGUGACUUCUUGUGGGAGGCGUCAAUCAUGGGCCAGUUUAACCAUCCAAACAUCAUCCGUCUGGAGGGCGUCGUCACCAAGAGCAAGCCGGUGAUGAUCAUCACUGAAUACAUGGAGAAUGGAUCACUGGACACAUUCCUUAAGAAAAAUGAUGGCCAGUUUACUGUAAUCCAGUUGGUUGGUAUGCUGCGUGGCAUCGCGUCUGGCAUGAGGUACCUGUCUGACAUGGGCUAUGUCCACCGUGACCUGGCAGCUCGUAACAUCUUGGUCAACAGUAACCUUGUGUGUAAAGUGUCUGAUUUUGGUCUGUCACGAGUCCUGGAAGAUGAUCCGGAGGCUGCGUACACCACACGGGGUGGGAAGAUUCCUAUUCGCUGGACGGCUCCGGAGGCGAUCGCGUACAGGAAGUUCACCUCGGCCAGCGAUGUGUGGAGUUAUGGGAUUGUCAUGUGGGAAGUGAUGUCAUAUGGAGAAAGGCCGUACUGGGAGAUGUCCAAUCAAGACGUAAUAAAGGCAGUAGAGGAGAGCUAUAGGCUGCCAGGUCCUAUGGACUGCCCCGAGGCCCUGUACCACCUAAUGAUGGACUGCUGGCAGAGAGAACGCAGCAACCGCCCCAAGUUUGAUGAGAUUGUCUGUCUACUAGACAAACUCAUUCGUAACCCCAGUUCAUUAAAAAAACUGGUCAACUCCUCACACAGGGUUUCCAACCUGCUAGUGGAGCAUGCCAGCGUAGAAGGAGACUUCAACGCCCGGAGCAAGACUGUAGGGGAGUGGCUCGACACCAUCAAGAUGGGUCGUUACACUGAGCUCUUCAUGGAAGGAGGUUACUCUUCACUGGAGACAGUGGCUCAGAUGACAUCAGAGGAUUUGCGGAGAGUAGGAGUGAACCUGGCUGGACAUCAGAAAAAAAUCAUCACUAGCAUUCAAGAGAUGAGAGUCAAUAUGAACAACACCAACUCUACUGUAAACAUCUGA
Molecule: messenger RNA, 3093 nt
Organism: Scomber japonicus (chub mackerel)
Lineage: Eukaryota; Metazoa; Chordata; Actinopteri; Scombriformes; Scombridae
Product: ephrin type-A receptor 5
Exons: 22
Coding region: 67-3093 (1008 amino acids)
Biological process (GO): protein phosphorylation; axon guidance; cell surface receptor protein tyrosine kinase signaling pathway
Cellular component (GO): neuron projection; plasma membrane
Molecular function (GO): ATP binding; transmembrane-ephrin receptor activity; protein binding
Source: RefSeq, a predicted model, not a curated record